Molecule: messenger RNA, 2175 nt
Organism: Colletotrichum orchidophilum
Lineage: Eukaryota; Fungi; Ascomycota; Sordariomycetes; Glomerellales; Glomerellaceae
Exons: 3
Biological process (GO): regulation of transcription by RNA polymerase II
Cellular component (GO): nucleus
Molecular function (GO): RNA polymerase II transcription regulatory region sequence-specific DNA binding; DNA-binding transcription factor activity, RNA polymerase II-specific
Source: RefSeq, a predicted model, not a curated record
UUGUCUUUCCUUUUUCGGUCUCCUCCCGGCCCCGACCGCUGCGUGACGCAAGAGAGAGACCGACAGAGACAGCCAUUCUCGACUUGCAUUGGCCCCCGUUCUCAACCAACGGCGAACCCGACUGCCAUCGCCACCCACGGCCUCCAAGACGACCGCCUUGGCCUCGGACGCUUCUCGUAUCCCACCGCGAUCAGAACCCUAGAUAUUUUCCGGCCUAUCACUCAUGACGCCCGUGCUUGCAUCAGUAUAAACCUUAGUGGCGCCGCUUCAGCUUGGAGUUGUCAAUUCUUAGCCGGGACUGCACACGUACAAGCCGGCAUCAUGGAGACAUCCUCAAGAUACGAGCCUGCGGGUCUCCCGAGCAUCUAUAUAGACUCGAACCCAAGAGGCUCGGACCGAUCCAACUCCUUUAACAGAUAUUCUUCUUCUGUCGAUAUUCCCGGCUCCAACGACAGAAUUAACGCACCGCCGCCCUUGCCGCCGCCGCGACUCCCCUUCGACGAUCCGCACAUGCAUCACCAGGAGCCCAGACAACACUACCGCGAUCCCUCAUCAUACAGCCCUAGAGAACAUGGUUAUCACGACAGCUUAGGAAGCUUGGAUGACAGGCCACAUUACAUGAGAUCCGGUCACAGGCACGAUGAGGGCUAUGCUAGCAUGGGUUCGUCUUCGGCUUCGGCUUCUACGAGGUCCGAAUGCUCCCUGCCGAGCAUUUCCGCCGGGUUUGGUCUGCAUCACAACCAGUUCCAAUUCCAGUCCGGCGCCGACGCCUUCAGCGACAUGAAGAAAAAGCUGGCACCUCUGAAAACCUUCGACAAUAAACCAAUAGGCUCGCUCCUCAGUGCGUCGAGCACAUCGUCAACUAGCGACUCGUUCUCAAGGAGAUUGUCCGGCGACCUGCGCGUGCCUCCGCUUUCCGUGCCCACCACCACUCUUCCACUUCACCUAAAAACUUCAAACCUAUUGGAUUCUCCCGACAGGUACACGCAGACUCCUCACUCUGCUCUUUCGCCCUCCCCUAGAAGCCAGCCGUUCCAUCUCAGUCAGGAUUACAGGUCACCUCGGUCUGUCUCCGAUCUGGACAGGUCGCCUCCAACCAGGACGAGGAGGAACAACAGCGACGAUGCAUCAUCCCACAGCUAUGAAGUGGAUGAGAUGGAAAUGGAAGAGACUAAUUCAAUGAAAAGAUUGCGGAUAGAGGAUCCCAUGAGAGCUCACUACGACGGCGCUGGAGCGAAGCGACGUGCAUCCGCUGACCCCGACGAUAGCGUACCCCUUGGUUUUACAAGCCAAGGUGACUUGCUGCGUCGCCGCGAUGGAAAUCAGAGGGGAUCUCCCACGCCUCGGCUAACCGUCAUUCCUCAAGGAUCUGUUCCGUCGCCAUCAUCCGGUCGCGCCGGUUCUUAUGGCUCCAACCUAUCCCUGCUUGGCUCAUCGUUCGGCCGAGUGUCUCCAGGCGGCCUUUCCCCAGGGGGUAUUUCACCCGGCGGAACUGACCCCAGCUGCAGCUCUCCUUACAGUGCGUCGAUGUCGCUGAACCCCUCACCCCGCGGCUCCCUUUCCAGGGCAUCCCACCAGCGGACCAUCAGCGAAAGCCGGCCUCUCGCUUCUCCCCGCAAGCUUACGGAAGUAAGCAAGCCUGGUGGGACUAAGAUUUCGGGAUUCUUCAUGUGUGACUGUUGCCCGAAGAAACCCAAGAAAUUCGAGUCGGCGGAGGAGUUGGCGUCCCACGAAGCAGAGAAGCAAUAUGAGUGUUCGUUCUGCGGAAAUCGAUUCAAGAACAAGAAUGAGGCAGAGCGGCACCAAAAUAGUCUUCAUGUCCGUAGACACAGUUGGAGUUGCUCGGCCUUGAACGGUUAUGAUCGAGCCUUCCACGACAGCACCAAUCGCCCCGGUGAAGCAGACUCCUGUGGUUAUUGUGGCGAGGAGUUCCCUAGAAACGGUAGGGGUCCCGGUGCCUCAGCACCUCGCCACGCCACUGAUCAGGAUUGGGAAGAGCGCAUCCGCCAUCUUCAAGAGGUUCACAAGUUCCGGGAGUGCAACAGCAGCAAAAAAUUCUUCCGUGCAGACCAUUUCCGGCAGCACCUCAAACACAGCCACGCAGGCACUAGCGGCAAAUGGACGAACAUGCUGGAGAAUGCAUGCAUGUUGGAUGAGGAUCCGACUCCGAGAUGA